Messenger RNA from Corylus avellana, 1253 nucleotides. Its product is annotated as Polynucleotidyl transferase, ribonuclease H-like superfamily protein. The record is from RefSeq and is a predicted model, not a curated record. Gene Ontology annotation, molecular function: nucleic acid binding; 3'-5'-RNA exonuclease activity. Lineage: Eukaryota; Viridiplantae; Streptophyta; Magnoliopsida; Fagales; Betulaceae. Gene Ontology annotation, cellular component: mitochondrion.
CAAAGAUCCCUCGCCUUGAAGAACACUCAAUUAUUUAAUAGCAAAACCGGGCUCCUUUCUAAAAGUAAAUAGGUCUAUAAAAACAAACUUAGUCCGCAAACUUGUAAGUUUCAAACUCAUCUUCUUGUGUAGCUGUGUAGUUAAAGAAAAAGAACAAGAAAAAGAAAAGAAAAAAUGGACGGCCUCUCAAAUGCAUUUUCGGUGCUAGAGCUAGACGCUGAAGAUGAUCGAUUGCAGUCCGCCUCUGCUGCUUCCCCACUCGAAGUGCCCACUUGCUCUGCCACUGCAGGUAAACGUGCAAAGAAAGUUAACGGCCUUGAUGACAAAUUGCUGGUAGAAAAAGAAAAGCAGUGUCAACAAAACAUAGUGAUGCCUUCAGUAGUGUACAAAUUGCCCCUUGUGUGGAUUGACUUGGAAAUGACUGGUUUAAAUGUUGAAGUUGAUAGAAUACUGGAGAUUGCUUGUAUUAUUACAGAUGGUAAUCUGUCCAAAACACUCGAGGGCCCUGAUUUGGUUAUCCAUCAAAAUAAGGAGUGUCUAGAUAGGAUGGGUGAAUGGUGUCAAAGUCAUCAUGCAGCAAGUGGGUUGACAGAAAAGGUGGUCCGAAGUACAAUUAGUGAAAAAGAAGCUGAAAAGCAGGUUAUGGAAUUUGUAAAGAGAAAUGUUGAUGUUGGUACAUACACACCUCUUUUGGCAGGAAAUUCAGUUUACGUGGAUUUUCAAUUUCUAAAGAAAUACAUGCCAGAUUUGGCUGCUCUUUUCUCUCAUGUAGUUGUUGAUGUUAGCAGCGUUAAAGCUUUAUGCAUUCGCUGGUUUCCUAGAGAUAAGAAGAAAGCCCCUUCAAAGGAAAAUAAACACAGAGCCUUGGAUGACAUCAGAGAGAGCAUAAAGGAACUUAAAUAUUACAAGGAGACUAUUUUCAAAGCAUCCAAAUCUAGGAAGUGAUGCACAAGGAAUUGCCGCAGAAGGAUUACCAUGUGGAAAGGUCUACGGUUGAUCAUCGCUUGUUACAAUAUCAUUUGAUUUAUCCAACUUAUGGACAUAUUAUGGGCUGUAUUUUGAUUUAACAAAUAGAAGUUUGGAUCCAAUUCCGUUAGUUCUUUUUUGUAGGUUGUCUUGGUUAGGCAGAUUCUCUACUCUGCGUAUCUAAAUCUACAUCUAAGGAUCUUGAUCCCGUUAGAUUUCAUGUGACCUCUAAUAUGAUUCUUAUCAAUGGCAGUGAAUGAAAUAAUAAAUCAGCAAUAAUUCAAAAC